Molecule: messenger RNA, 3012 nt
Organism: Talpa occidentalis (Iberian mole)
Lineage: Eukaryota; Metazoa; Chordata; Mammalia; Eulipotyphla; Talpidae
Gene: TMEM87A
Product: transmembrane protein 87A
Exons: 20
Coding region: 149-1834 (561 amino acids)
Biological process (GO): retrograde transport, endosome to Golgi
Cellular component (GO): Golgi apparatus; Golgi cisterna membrane
Source: RefSeq, a predicted model, not a curated record
CUCGACGCUGUGGAGGGCGGGGCCGGCCGCUCGUAAAACAAACAGGCCUGGCGGGGUUUCGAGGACCCGGAUGGUCCCGCCCCCAGACUAGAGCCGGAAGAGGGCGGGACGAACCGGAAGAAGGUGAAAUGCUUUUGCCAGGCACUUCAUGGCCGUGAAGAUGGCGGCGGCUGCGUGGCUUCAGGGGCUGCCUGUCCUCCUCCUUCUUCUUCUCGGGGCACAGCCGCCCCCAUUGUCGCUUUUCGGCGUAGGACCGUCACCCGUUUCUGCCACCGACCGCUCUAAGUGGCACAUCUCGAUCCCGUCGGGAAAAAAUUAUUUUAGUUUUGGAAAGAUCCUCUUCAAAAAUACCACUAUCUUCCUGAAAUUUGAUGGAGAUACUUGUGAUUUGUCUUUGAAUAUAACAUGGUAUCUCAAAAGUGCUGACUGUUACAAUGAAAUCUACAGCUUCAAGGCAGAAGAGGUGGAGACAUAUUUGGACAAACUUAAGGGGAAAAAAGGCUUGUCUGGGAAAUACCAAACAUCAUCAAAAUUAUUCCAAAACUGCAGUGAACUCUUUAAAACACAGAGCUUUUCUGGGGACUUUGUGCAUCGAUUACCCCUUUUAGGAGAAAGACAGGAGGCUAAGGAGAAUGGAACGAAUGUUACCUUUACUGGAGACAAAACUGUGAUGCAUGAACCAUUAAAAACUUGGCAAGAUGCACCAUACAUUUUUAUUGUACAUAUUGGCAUUUCAUCCUCAAAGGAACCAUCAAGAGAAAAUUUACUAAGUAAUCUUUUUACCAUGACUGUUGAAGUAAAGGGUCCCUAUGAAUACCUCACGCUUGAAGAGUAUCCAUUGAUGAUUUUUUUCAUGGUUAUGUGUAUUGUAUAUGUCCUGUUUGGUGUUCUGUGGCUGGCAUGGUCUGCCUGCUACUGGAGAGAUCUCCUGAGAAUUCAGUUUUGGAUCGGUGCUGUCAUUUUCCUGGGGAUGCUUGAAAAAGCUGUCUUCUAUGCAGAAUUUCAGAAUAUUCGAUACAAAGGAGAAUCUGUCCAAGGAGCCCUCAUCCUGGCAGAGCUGCUCUCAGCAGUUAAACGCUCAUUGGCUCGAACAUUGGUCAUCAUAGUCAGUCUGGGAUAUGGCAUAGUCAAGCCUCGCCUUGGCGUCACUCUUCACAAGGUUGUGGUGGCAGGCGCCCUUUAUCUUUUGUUCUCUGGUAUGGAAGGGGUCCUCAGAGUUACUGGGCAGGCCCAGACUGAUCUUGCUUCCUUGGCCUUUAUCCCCCUGGCUUUCCUAGACACUGCCCUGUGCUGGUGGAUAUUUAUCAGCCUGACUCAAACAAUGAAGCUAUUAAAACUUCGGAGAAACAUUGUAAAACUCUCUUUGUACCGACAUUUCACCAACACACUUAUCUUGGCAGUGGCAGCAUCUAUUGUGUUUAUCAUCUGGACAACCAUGAAGUUCAGGAUAGUAACUUGUCAGUCGGAUUGGCGGGAGCUGUGGGUGGACGACGCCAUCUGGAGGUUGCUCUUCUCCAUGAUCCUCUUUGUCAUCAUGGUUCUCUGGAGACCAUCUGCAAACAACCAGAGGUUUGCCUUUUCACCAUUGUCUGAGGAAGAGGAGGAGGAUGAGCAGAAGGAACCGAUGCUUAAAGAAAGCUUUGAAGGAAUGAAAAUGAGAAGUACCAAACAAGAACCAAAUGGAAAUAGUAAAGUAAACAAAGCACCGGAAGAUGAUUUGAAGUGGGUAGAAGAGAAUGUACCUUCUUCUGUGACAGAUGUAGCACUUCCAGCCCUUCUGGAUUCAGAUGAGGAACGAAUGAUCACACACUUUGAAAGAUCCAAAAUGGAGUAAAUAAUGGAAGGAUUUGCAGUUGAAGAUGGCUAAUGUCUGGGGGGAGAUCAGCCUCUGUGUCAGUCUUCUACACUGCUCCAUGGGAUUAAAGGAGGCAGUGACAUCCUGAUCUGUUCCUUGAUCUUUGUGCAUUAGAGCUGGCGAGAAGUGUCAGAACAAGGAGAACAUCUUAUUGAAAACAAGUUCAUAGGAUGAGAAAAAUCUACCUUUCUUAUUUACGACAUGAUGUCCCUUUCCCUCCCAUAUCCUGACAUGGAUGUUUAUGCAAUUUAUGUGUGUUGUUCCUGAGUCUUCUAUAAUAUUUAAAUUGUUUAAUCUGUCAAACUAAAAAAAUUUAACAUCUUCUAAAGAACUACGACAUCAGUGCUGUAAUACGUAAUCUCCAGGAGCAACUGCCUGUAAUUUUUAUUUAUUUAGGGCGUUACAUAGGUGAUGGGGGGAAAUUGUUAAUUAUCUUUCCUUUCCUGGCUAGCCAAGGUUACAUCUUGCAAGGGUAGUUUUGAGAGAGUCCUUCUGCGUUAAGGAGAGCCAUGGUCUAGCAAUGAUUCAAAGAAAGAAACUGUUAUAGUGUGAUUCAGAUCAUUUAAAAAAGCAAAAUCAAGUGCAAUUUUGUUUACAAAUGGUGUAUAUUAAAGAUUUUUCUAUUUCAGAUGUACUUUAGAGAGAAAUAUUAGUUUAACUCUUUUGACAUCUGUUAUUGUGACACAUCCCAUUGCUGGCAAUGUGGUGCACACUCCAGAACUUUUAACUACUGUUUUGUAAGUUUCCAGGGCAGCAUUGCUGUUUGCCUUCAUGCCAUUCACUGGGUGUUGCACUAGAUGCAGAGGCUCUUCAUCUAAGUGCUUAUGAGUAAGCUACUUGCUACAGGUACUGUGAUGCUUCAGGAGGAGGAGCUGAUACAAAGGAGACAGGUCAUUCUGGCUUAAUUUAAACCAUUUUUCACUCCAUUUAGUAGUAUGGAGGCCCUGGACUUGCUGCUCAUUGUUUAGGAUUGACUAUUCUUGUAACUGGUGUUGGUCUUAGGGACUGUUUAUAAGAGACAUCACAAGGUGAUGGGAUUCAUUUGAAGCACUAUGUUUGUUUUAAUGGUUUUAUCCAAUUUUGCCUUUCCAAGAUUUUUGUUCUACAUAGAAAGUUCAUGCCACUUUUUAAUAUAAAAAAAUUUUAACAAAAUUGUU